This is a messenger RNA of Panicum hallii, 1586 nucleotides long. RefSeq names its product proline-rich receptor-like protein kinase PERK8. Gene Ontology annotation, biological process: protein phosphorylation. Gene Ontology annotation, molecular function: ATP binding; protein kinase activity. The transcript has 6 exons. The record is from RefSeq and is a predicted model, not a curated record. NCBI's taxonomy places the organism in Eukaryota, Viridiplantae, Streptophyta, Magnoliopsida, Poales, Poaceae. The coding region runs from base 1 to 1356 and encodes 451 amino acids.
AUGUUCGUCUGCCUGUCGAAGCGGCGGAAACGGAAGCAGGCCGCCCGUUACUACGCCGGCUUCGCCGUGCCAUCCUACACGCCGCAGCACCUGUCCGGCGAGGCGCCGUUCCUGCGGCCGCCGUCGGCGCCGGGGUCGAUGAACUUCAGCAUGAGCGCCGGGGGAGGCCCGGGCAUGUCUGCGCCGAUGAGCCAGGGGUACGGCCAGCAGCAGUGGGCCCCGUCGGCCAACUACAGCGCCACGAUGGGGAGCCAGGGCCCGGCGCGGAGCGUGGCGACGACGGCGUCCGGCGACCUGAGCGUGGGCAACACCAAGGCGUUCUCGUUCGACGAGCUGUACGACAUCACCGGCGGGUUCGCGCGCGAGAACGUCCUUGGCGAGGGCGGGUUCGGGUGCGUGUUCAAGGGUACGCUCGGCGACGGCAAGGUGGUGGCCGUGAAGCAGCUCAAGGGCGGCGGCGGACAGGGCGAGCGCGAGUUCCAGGCGGAGGUGGAGAUCAUCAGCCGCGUGCACCACCGCCACCUCGUCUCCCUCGUCGGCUACUGCAUCGCCGAGGACCACCGCCUCCUCGUCUACGACUACGUCUCCAACAACACGCUGCACCACCACCUCCAUGGUAGGGGAAGGCCGGUGAUGGACUGGCCGACGAGGGUCAAGAUCGCGGCGGGCUCGGCGCGCGGCUUGGCCUACCUGCAUGAGGAUUGUCAUCCAAGGAUCAUCCACAGGGACAUCAAAUCCUCGAACAUCCUGCUUGAUGACCAGUUUGAAGCUCAGGUUGCCGACUUCGGGCUCGCAAGGCUAGCAGAGAACGAUGUCACGCACAUCUCAACGCGUGUGAUGGGCACAUUCGGGUACUUGGCUCCAGAGUACGCGUCGACGGGGAAGCUGACCGAGAAAUCAGACGUGUUCUCCUUCGGCGUCGUGCUCCUGGAGCUCAUCACAGGCCGGAAGCCUGUCGAUUCGUCGCGUCCCCUAGGCGACGAGAGCCUUGUUGAGUGGUCUAGACCGCUACUGAACCGGGCAAUCGAGAACCAGGAGUUCGAUGAGCUCGUCGACCCCCGCCUCGACGGCAACUUCGACGACGUCGAGAUGUUCCGUGCGAUCGAGGCGGCCGCGGCGUGCAUCCGGCACUCAGCUGCCAGGAGGCCCAAGAUGGGGCAGGUCGUCAGGGUCCUCGACAGCCUGACGGACGUCGACCUCAGCAACGGCGUGCAGCCGGGGAAGAGCCAGAUGUUCAACGUCGCCAACACCGCGGACAUCAGGCAGUUCCAGAGGAUGGCGUUCGGGAGCCAGGACUUCAGCUCGGAGUAUAGCCAGCAGUCCAGGUCGAGCAUAGGCAGCAGGAGGGAUUUCUAGUCAUGAAACAACCUGUAGAGUUCCUCCACCUGCUCUUGUUCUAGUUUCCGUCCGACGAUUUUUGCUGUGACUAUGUAUUCAUCCUUUGUUGUUUUUUCUACAGUGAUCACUACCAUGCUGUUUCUGAUUUUUGUUUUUUGGUCGAUGUGUAAAUUGAGGUAAAAAGAAAAUAUGCACAUGAGAAUGUAUUCAUUGGCUAUCAUGAAUGGUAGUUGCGGUUUCUUCUCGUA